GGGCGAGGCCGCGCCUGCAUGCGCGGCACAGCCCCGGCGUAGCCCGGGGCUGCCGGUGCCGACCGCGCCAUUGUUGGGGGAGGGGGUAGCUGCGGAGCGCGGCGGAAUCGGGGGCGAGCGAGGGCGUCGGGGAGUGGAGGCGCCCCAUGGGGAACACGCUGACCUGUUGCGUGUCCCCCAAUGCUAGCCCCAAGCUGGGCCGGCCCGCGGGGCCGGCGCAGCCAGACUACGAGUCUGAGAUCUACGAGGCGGUGGCCGGGGACGCGGUGGCAGUACCGCCGGCUCCUGCAGCCGUGGAGCCCGCCGAGUUAGAUUUCGGAGCCGGCGAGAGCCACCACCUGCAGCACAUCAGCGACCGGGAGAUGCCCGAAGACUUAGCUUUGGAAUCAAACCCUUCUGACCAUCCAAGGGCAAGCACAAUUUUCCUGAGCAAAUCUCAAACGGAUGUUCGAGAAAAGAGGAAGAGCAACCAUUUAAACCAUGUAUCUCCAGGGCAGCUUACUAAAAAGUAUAGCUCAUGCUCAACAAUAUUUCUAGAUGACAGCACAGUCAGCCAGCCUAAUCUUAGAGCCACAAUAAAAUGCGUGACCUUAGCAAUAUAUUACCACAUAAAGAACAGAGAUGCAAAUAGAUCCUUGGAUAUUUUUGAUGAGAGGUCACAUCCACUCACACGAGAAAAAGUUCCAGAGGAGUACUUUAAGCAUGAUCCUGAACACAAAUUUAUUUACAGAUUUGUUCGUACUCUUUUCAGUGCUGCACAGCUAACAGCUGAAUGUGCAAUAGUAACUUUGGUUUACUUAGAAAGGCUUUUAACUUAUGCUGAGAUCGACAUUUGUCCCACUAACUGGAAAAGAAUUGUUUUGGGAGCCAUUCUUCUUGCCUCCAAGGUUUGGGACGAUCAGGCUGUAUGGAAUGUGGACUACUGCCAGAUCCUCAAGGACAUUACAGUUGAGGACAUGAAUGAGAUGGAAAGGCAUUUUUUGGAGCUACUUCAGUUUAAUAUUAAUGUCCCCGCCAGUGUUUAUGCCAAAUACUACUUUGACCUUCGCUCCUUAGCAGAUGACAACAACUUGAAUUUUCUGUUUGCUCCUCUUAGCAAAGAAAGAGCACAGAACCUAGAGGCCAUUUCCAGAUUGUGUGAAGACAAAUACAAAGACUUGUGCAAAGCUGCUAUUAGAAGGUCUUUCAGUGCUGAUAAUUUCAUUGGUGUUCAGCGCUCUAAUGCCAUCCUCUCUUAAGGGAGAAGGGAGGGCUUGUAACAUCAUGAACCCUGCAUCUACAAGGACUGGAGCAAUGCCACCUCUCCUGCUCAGAAACCAGCAAAGCACUACUUAUUAGCAUAUUCGUAUGCUUGGGAUCAUACACAAGAGGAACCCCUCUUGAAGAUGGCAAACAUUGGCUGAAAUGUUUUGUAAGUUUGUAGCAUUUAUGCUUCCACAAGUAUCAAAGCUUAAAGUUGCCCUGAGACUUUAGGGGGGUGCUUGUAUCCUCAUAGACAUGCCCUCCCCUUUGGAAGUGGUCCUUUGUAGGGCUGUGCUGUUUACCUACUUUGAUCACCUGCGUUUCUUUUUUCUAGACUUGGUAAAGAUUAUGAAGAGCAGUGGUAAUUCACAGGUAAUAAACUGAAAGGAAUUGGACUCUACUAGUAGUGCUAUGAAAGUAGGGGAGAGGAAACGGCGCUUCUGUCCUACAUGGUAACCUGGCUGGAGAUGUCUCAUUUUCAAGUCCUGCUAUUUAACCCUCACCUCAGGCUUUAAAGGGCAGGGAGUGAAGAAAUCAGUCUUCUAGGACACUGGUAAUGAUGUCACCUAAACUUGAAAUGUUAAAAAAAAAGAUUUGUGUUCUUAACCACGUGAAAUCUUUCUCCUACCUUCUCAAAUGCAAUCCUAGGAAUGUUGCCUGUAAACACAGCAUUUCUGGGCCAAGAAUACUUUCAGUACAGCAAGGCUUCAUGUUCUAUGGAGUGCUGCACGCUCCAUCAUUUUUAAAGGACAGAGACAUAAAUGAUAAAUAACAGUAUAUAAAAUACUACAAUCUACCACCUCAGAAAAUGUCAUUUUAUGGAGUUUGGAGCUUGAAGUAUUGAUUGCAGUCUUAUUUUGAAAAGAAUGCUACAACUUACGUGGUUUUUCUUCCUCAUGUUUAUAUUAAAAGAAAAGCUAAUAAACUCUAUUUUAAUUAAAA
Molecule: messenger RNA, 2184 nt
Organism: Suricata suricatta (meerkat)
Lineage: Eukaryota; Metazoa; Chordata; Mammalia; Carnivora; Herpestidae
Gene: CCNYL1
Product: cyclin Y like 1
Exons: 12
Coding region: 147-1238 (363 amino acids)
Biological process (GO): regulation of cyclin-dependent protein serine/threonine kinase activity; regulation of canonical Wnt signaling pathway
Cellular component (GO): plasma membrane
Molecular function (GO): cyclin-dependent protein serine/threonine kinase activator activity; protein kinase binding
Source: RefSeq, a predicted model, not a curated record